This is a messenger RNA of Diceros bicornis minor, 2317 nucleotides long. RefSeq names its product potassium inwardly rectifying channel subfamily J member 3 (gene KCNJ3). Gene Ontology annotation, molecular function: G-protein activated inward rectifier potassium channel activity. Gene Ontology annotation, cellular component: plasma membrane. The coding region runs from base 413 to 1918 and encodes 501 amino acids. The record is from RefSeq and is a predicted model, not a curated record. NCBI's taxonomy places the organism in Eukaryota, Metazoa, Chordata, Mammalia, Perissodactyla, Rhinocerotidae. The transcript has 3 exons. Gene Ontology annotation, biological process: regulation of monoatomic ion transmembrane transport; potassium ion import across plasma membrane.
AUUGCUUUUAAAACAGACAGUUUGGGAGUGCUGCAGGAUAGUCAGGAGCGCUGUGGGAAGGCAAGAGGUGGCCCGGGAUGCCGGUGAUGGGGGAAGAAAAGAGAAGCCUCGAAAAGCUUGGAGGCAAAAUCGCGCUUGGGUUCCUGGUCCUUGCAUCUCUCCUGCCUUGAGUGCAAGAGAACACUUUUCUGUUUUAAGACUCGGCUUGGAAGAAAGCCUCCGUCCCAGGGGAGGAGAGGCGUCUGCAGGGGGCCGAGACCGCCGCUACCUGCCCGGUGCGCCCCCCACCCCAGGCGCUCUCGGUUUUGUCCCCCCUUUCUCCCCCGCCCCCACCUCCUUAUUGGUGCUGGUUUGCAGCGCUCGGCUCCUGCGCCUUCGCUUCGUGUUUGAAUCUGGCUCGCCCCUCCGUAUUAUGUCUGCACUCCGAAGGAAAUUUGGGGACGAUUACCAGGUAGUGACCACCUCGUCCAGCGGCUCGGGCUUGCAGCCCCAGGGGCCGGGCCAGGGCCCGCAGCAGCAGCUUGUGCCCAAGAAGAAGCGGCAGCGCUUCGUGGACAAGAACGGCCGGUGCAAUGUGCAGCACGGCAACCUGGGCAGCGAGACGAGCCGCUACCUCUCGGACCUCUUCACCACCCUGGUGGACCUCAAGUGGCGCUGGAACCUCUUUAUCUUCAUCCUCACCUACACCGUGGCCUGGCUCUUCAUGGCGUCCAUGUGGUGGGUGAUCGCCUACACCCGGGGCGACCUGAACAAAGCCCACGUCGGCAACUACACGCCCUGCGUGGCUAAUGUCUAUAACUUCCCCUCCGCCUUCCUUUUCUUCAUCGAGACGGAGGCCACCAUAGGCUAUGGCUACCGCUACAUCACCGACAAGUGCCCCGAGGGCAUCAUCCUCUUCCUCUUCCAGUCCAUCCUGGGCUCCAUCGUGGACGCCUUCCUCAUCGGCUGCAUGUUCAUCAAGAUGUCCCAGCCCAAGAAGCGCGCGGAGACCCUGAUGUUUAGUGAGCACGCGGUGAUCUCCAUGAGGGACGGAAAACUCACGCUCAUGUUCCGGGUGGGCAACCUGCGCAACAGCCACAUGGUCUCCGCGCAGAUCCGCUGCAAGCUGCUCAAAUCUCGGCAGACACCUGAGGGUGAGUUCCUCCCCCUUGAUCAACUUGAACUGGAUGUAGGUUUUAGUACAGGGGCAGAUCAACUUUUUCUUGUUUCCCCCCUCACGAUUUGCCACGUGAUCGAUGCCAAAAGCCCCUUUUAUGACCUAUCCCAGCGAAGCAUGCAAACUGAACAGUUCGAGAUUGUCGUCAUCCUAGAAGGCAUUGUGGAAACAACUGGGAUGACUUGUCAAGCUCGAACAUCAUACACUGAAGAUGAAGUUCUAUGGGGUCAUCGUUUUUUCCCUGUAAUUUCAUUAGAAGAAGGAUUCUUUAAAGUCGAUUACUCCCAGUUCCAUGCAACGUUUGAAGUCCCCACCCCACCUUACAGUGUGAAGGAACAGGAGGAAAUGCUUCUUAUGUCAUCCCCUUUAAUAGCACCAGCCAUAACUAACAGCAAAGAAAGACAUAAUUCUGUGGAUUGCUUAGAUGGACUAGAUGACAUUAGUACAAAACUUCCAACUAAGCUGCAGAAAAUUACUGGAAGAGAAGACUUUCCCAAAAAACUCUUGAGGAUGAGUUCUACAACUUCAGAAAAAGCCUACAGCUUGGGAGAUUUGCCCAUGAAACUUCAACGAAUAAGUUCAGUUCCUGGCAACUCAGAAGAAAAACUGGUAUCUAAAACUACCAAGAUGUUGUCUGAUCCCAUGAGCCAGUCUGUGGCUGAUUUGCCACCAAAGCUUCAAAAGAUGGCUGGAGGAGCAGCCAGGAUGGAAGGGAAUCUUCCAGCCAAAUUAAGAAAAAUGAACUCUGAUCGAUUCACAUAACAAAACACCUCCUUAGACUUUAUUUACUGUUUGGUUUAGUAAUAGUCCAAUAUUUGGCAAAUGAGGUAAUCCUCUCUAAGGAAUCUGAAAAUACCUUUCCCCCCAAGUCAUAUAUACACAUUUGAGAACCUUUCCUUCCCAAGUAUUGCUACUGUGCAGAAAGCAAAAGUCGUGAAGGGAGGACAUCAUAAGGAAGUUCUUAUUAAUGGGCAUGUAUUAUCACAUCAAGCAUGCAAUAAUGUGCAAAUUUUGCAUUUAGUUUUAUGGCAUGAUUUAUAUAUGGUAUAUUUAUAUUGUAUAUUCUGGAAAAAAAAAUAUAUAUAUAUAUAUAUUUAAAGGGGUGGUACUCUCCACAACAUUUCUAACAUAUGUAUUAAGCCAAACAUGAGUGGAUAGCUU